AUGCCUUCUUUCUGGUCAAAGGUGGCGCUUCUUGCACUUCCAGCGACGACCUUGGCUGUCAGCCUUUCCGACUUCACACCUCGAGUGUCGAAUCUUCCAACCCGGUGCGAAGCUGUGUAUACUCAAACCGUCCACGGCUGCUCCAGCACAGAUUGGGAGAAGGACGGAUGCAGCGAAGCUUGUGUGGAGGGUCUGCAGGAGAUUGCAGCCGAUGUCAAAAGUGCCUGCGAGAAUGAAGAUAUCACAGGGCAGAAUAUCAUUGUGGCCUACCUGGCAGGCUCCGGACCCAGCAGUCUGUGCCCGAAUGCUGCUGCAAUAUUAGGAGGUGGAAGCUCUUCAAAUUCGGAUACAGAUAGCAGCACGUCGACACCAAGCACCAGGCCCGGUGCCAGCUCUGCGUUGAGCACUCCGAGCUCCACAUCAAGUACGCCGAAAUCGACCAAGCCGUCUGCGACAUCAACAGCAGCCAGCGAAACCGAGACUGUCAGCAGUGUGACCACCGCACCGGCUGCGUCCUCCAGCACUGGCCUAUUACUCGAUACUUCAAGCACUCCGACUUCCGGCAGUGUCUCGAGCACAAGCUCAGCUUCGGGCAGCUCACAAACCGAUAACGGACAGAGCGGUGGAGGCAGUCCUUUUGAUACACCAAGCAACAGCGCAGCACUUCCAUCAUCCCCACUGACAGCAAUCGUGGCAGCCGCGCUGAUGCUCUCGAUGCUCGUUCGGUGA
Messenger RNA from Pseudocercospora fijiensis CIRAD86, 729 nucleotides. RefSeq lists its product as uncharacterized. The record is from RefSeq and is a predicted model, not a curated record. The transcript has a single exon. Lineage: Eukaryota; Fungi; Ascomycota; Dothideomycetes; Mycosphaerellales; Mycosphaerellaceae. Bases 1 to 729 code for a protein of 242 amino acids.